Messenger RNA from Daldinia decipiens, 1044 nucleotides. RefSeq lists its product as uncharacterized. The transcript is spliced from 2 exons. The record is from RefSeq and is a predicted model, not a curated record. Bases 181 to 540 code for a protein of 119 amino acids. Lineage: Eukaryota; Fungi; Ascomycota; Sordariomycetes; Xylariales; Hypoxylaceae.
GCUGAUGGUUAAAGGGUCGACGACAACUUCUUAUAAAGCCAGUAGUUGAAUCCUGCAAAGUCGAAUCUUAAUCAACACAUCAACAACGCAAUCUUCAAAGCAAACUACAAUUCAACAAACUCACCAAAUAAUUCUCAUAAUUUUAAUAUCGACAUUAGUCAACCCCCUUCAACAUUCAAAAUGCAGUUCUCCGCUAUCUUCGCCUCUGCCAUUGCUUUCACCGGCUUGGCCACCGCUCAGGUUCAGCGUCCCUUCGUCAAGAUCAACGUUGAGUCUUCUCACGGUGGUGCUGGCAACGGUCUCGUGAACAAGACCAUCCAAGUUGGUUUCGACGAGCCCUUCCGGGGCGAAGCCCUUAAGGAGGUUUCGAGUCUCUACCUCAUCAGCGCUUCUCUAGUCGACAUCAACACUGUCGUCUGCCAGCCUCACAAAAACGAGGAUGGCUCCGACACUGCCGCCAAGACCUUCGACAUCAACAACCCCGGCCGUCUCUCUACCAACACUGUCGUCGUUGGCAGCAUCACCUGCCGCCACUCCUAAGCUGAUGGGCCUAGCUUAGCACCGAUUCCGCAUUUCGUGGGGUCGUGAGAACUACUUGGUGAAGGUUUCGCGGUGAAGUUGCUUGUCAUUUGAGGGAGAUACAUAGACAUAGAGGAGGGGGGAAACGGUGCGAUGCAUACAUACAUAAUGGUGUUCACUGGCGCAUAUUACUAUUCUAUUCGCUCGUUCUAUCACUAUUAGACAGGUAUCAAUAUAAAAGUUGCACCCUACGUCAUUUUGUCAUUUUGAUUUGUUUAUUUCGGACUGAAUGUGCCGUUUAAAUUGUGGCUAGGCAGCUAGGAUUUUAAUGCUUGUGGUUUGUGGCGAAAGUUUCCGCGCUUUUGGCUUGGCGCUAGGUACCUAAGGUACUACUGAACAGAUGGAAGGUACAUAGGUACCUAGGUAAGUACUAUGUAAAAGUGAACGAUUAGUAAAGCUCGUUGGAAUAUUGCCUAAACCUUAUAAGUACUGUAUUAGGUAUUAUAUGUUGGCUUUCAGCUGAUU